AGGCGGCGGGCCGCGGCCUGAGCCUCCUGGGGUCCGCGCUGGGCGCCGCCGGCACCCGGCCCAGCCGACCGGCGGGCGCCCAGACAUGAGUGACUCCGCGGGAGAGGGCGCUCGCCUCCGGCGCUAUCCCGAGCUCCCGGUUUGGGUGGUGGAGGAUCACCAGGAGGUUCUGCCUUUUAUAUACCGAGCCAUAGGCUCAAAGCAUCUUCCUGCAAGUAAUAUAAGAUUUUUACAUUUUGACUCACAUCCAGACCUUCUUAUUCCUGUGAAUAUGCCAGCAGACACGGUAUUUGAUAAGGAAACACUCUUUGGAGAGUUAAGUAUUGAAAAUUGGAUUAUGCCUGCCGUUUAUGCUGGCCAUUUUUCUCAUGUAAUAUGGUUUCAUCCCACAUGGGCUCAGCAAAUGGCAGAAGGCAAACACCACUUUUUAGUAGGGAAAGACAUUUCUACCACAACAAUCAGGGUUACGAGUACAGAUCAUUACUUCCUAAGUGACGGACUCUAUGUCCCUGAAGACCAGCUAGAGAACCACAGGCCAUUACAGCUGGAUGUGAUUAUGGUGAAACCUGAUAGACUCUGUAACAACCAUGGUGGAAAGGCUGCAGAAUCUUCUGCCAAGAAGCCCAAGCUAGCCCUGGAAGACACAGAGAAUGCUGCCUCUUCAGACCGCGAUUGUCAGUCAGAAGAGCCAGGAAAGGACACAGCAACACAGAACGGCCAGUCUAGUCAAGAGCCGUCGUGUUCAUGUGUUUCUGAAAGUCAGCAUUGCCAAAGUACAGCGAGCACAGGGGACAUCCUGCAGAUCCUACAGCAAGGAGAUGCUUUUGUUUUAGAUAUUGACUUAGACUUUUUUUCUGUCAAGAAUCCCUUCAAAGAAAUGUUUACUCAGGAGGAGCACAAAAUAUUACAAGAACUUUACCAGUUUCAAAGGCCUGGGAAUAACCCCACUAAGGAUGAUUUAGCAGAUAUUGUUGAUACUCGAAUUCAUCAAUUAGAAGAUUUAGAAGCAGCUUUUGCUGAUUUGUGUGAUGGUGAUGAUGAAGAAACUGUCCGAAGAUGGGCUUCAAACCCUGGAAUGGAAACACUACUUCCACUUGUACAGAGUUUGAAAAAACGGAUGGAAGUGCCAGACUAUGAGAUGGUUCACCAAGCUGGUCUAACCUGCGAUUACUCAGAACUUCCUCACCACAUCAGCACUGAACAAGAAAUCGAGUGUCUUGUUCAAUCUGUCUAUCACCUACUGAAAGAUCUACCCAAGCCUACCCUUGUGACGAUCGCAAGGUCAAGUCUGGAUGAGUACUGUCCUUCGGAACAAGUUGACAGCAUCCAGGAGAAGGUCCUUGGCAUGCUGCGCUCCCUCUAUGGGACUCUGGACACUCAUCUGGUAUACUUGGCAGAGUCUGCGCCAUCUUGAAACGUCCAGAACUCUAGCUUCCAUUUUAGUUAUAUAAAGUAACGGGGUGUUCAUUGUUGCAAAUGAGUCUUCCAGAGAACACUUUUUACUAUAACUUUCGGUUGAAAUCUUUCAGCUACUUUGAACCUCUAAACAAAUAUUAUCAGUGUUUGAAUGAUGGCAGGUUUCUUCGGUGAGGGGAAAGGGGAUUACUACUGCCCCAAUUAAUGGAAAUAUUCCUUAUCUAUCAUCCUCUUUCUUUUUGUAAGAGUUAUUUUUCCUCUUCCCCACCUCCUAGGCAAAAUGGACUUAAUGAGAUGUAUUUAUUUAUUUGUUUGUUCAACUCGUGGAUAUUUUAUUAAGAACUACCUAUACUAAGGAACAGAAUACACAAGCCCCCGGCCCUGACGGGGAGGCAGAUGAGAAGGAAAUCAUGGGCUGUUAGCAGUAUUGCAAAGGAGGAAAAGACAACCAUAAAUAUGUCUUAGGUUCUUAGAGGCAUCAUAGGAAAGGAAAGUUCUCAAAAGCUAGUGCCAAAAAAACAAAACCUUACCAAUCCAUGAAAAUAAUAGAGGGAGUCUGCAUCCCCCCCAGAGCUAUUGGGAUUAUGGUCUGUUAGCACUUACGGUCCAGCAUGGUGUUUAUUAAACAGGCUCACUGAGCAGACUUGGCCAUACAAGACUUCCCUUCUUUUGUGUUUUCUCUUUUUAACUAAUCAGGGGUCUGUGCCUCUAGGGGUCAUUGUAGACAUCAGUUGUCACACUAGCUUCUGCAUGCCGUUUUGUGGCAGUCCAGGUUGACAGUUUUUCUCAGAUAAAGCGAUUUUUUUUUUAUGAAAAAGUAGGUUAAAAAGUUACACUUCUAAUUCUGGCCUGCCAUACACA
Molecule: messenger RNA, 2277 nt
Organism: Dipodomys ordii (Ord's kangaroo rat)
Lineage: Eukaryota; Metazoa; Chordata; Mammalia; Rodentia; Heteromyidae
Product: chromosome unknown open reading frame, human C5orf22
Exons: 9
Coding region: 86-1414 (442 amino acids)
Source: RefSeq, a predicted model, not a curated record